This is a messenger RNA of Mollisia scopiformis, 1575 nucleotides long. RefSeq lists its product as uncharacterized. NCBI's taxonomy places the organism in Eukaryota, Fungi, Ascomycota, Leotiomycetes, Helotiales, Mollisiaceae. The coding region runs from base 482 to 1420 and encodes 312 amino acids. The record is from RefSeq and is a predicted model, not a curated record. The transcript has a single exon.
GGAGUUUGUUUGUGAAGAUAUUUCGAUUCCGUUGUCUGCUAGAUGUAUAUAGAGAAAUAUGUGGAAAAGUUGACAGUAGCUAUAGAGUUGACAACGGCUCAACAGAGGAAAAGAAAUUGAUAGGACUAAUUUCUCUUAGGAUCUAUAUGAACAUCCUUUCAUCAACUACGAUGUGAAAGCGCAGACACUUGACAUCCCCAAGAGAUAUAAGGAAGUUCCCUCCUUUCAUCACCCAGUACGGGAUCUGGAAGAAAUUUAGACCGACGUUAUCGAUUAGAAUAGCAGAUUCGUUCAAUAGAAACGUAUGGUAGCGUAGUAUACCGACGUCAGUCCCCUAGAUUCCUUUUCCGCCUCAUCAACGAGUGACGAGGCUGGCUAGCCGCACUUUACCCUCGAUCUCGAGAUCAAAACAACAGCCGAUCUCCCACCAUCUCCGCUUCCCUCAACAUCCACAACGAACAAAAUCGAAAUCGCUGACACGAUGGCUGAACCACCCCUUGAAUUCAAGACCAAGUUCGGUAACAUUUGGGCCCUCUUCAUCUCUCGCUGCAAGGAGGUCAAUGGUAUCCGUCAGAAUGAGGACAGAGUAGGCCACGACAACCGCAAAGCCGAACUAGACUUUCUCUCAUCCCUCAAGACCCCUGAAGGUAACGCCGCUUGGCAACGCGCCUUUGAAGAAGACAAGAGACUCUCUGCUGUAUGUGCCAAGCGUAAUGAAGCCGAUUCGAUUAUCAUCCAAGCUCUAUUCAAUGCCAUGGUCAAGAACGCGUGGAACCUGGCCGCUGAACCUAACGGUCCACCUCCAUUGAUUACUUUAGAUACUUUCGGUAUCACUCAUGGCGUACACGUGGCUCUUGCACCAUAUGCUAAUGACAAUCUUGGCUUCCAAGGUAUGGGGUUAUCAUCAUCUUGUCGCGUCGUGGCUAACCCCAUUGCAGUCGAUCCAGCUCUCCAGGCUUUGAGUCCAGUCCCAUUCCCGUCUUCAACAGUCAACGCUGCCGGCUCCGCAAGCCAAUCCUCUUCGUCCCAACCAGCAAGUAUCCCUCGUGCCGACAAGGCUAAGACAUCAAACAAGCGCAAGGCUGGAGCCCUAGAGGAACCCGAGACCGGUCCAACUGCUCGAAUGGCAGACCUGACUCUCGAUGACAGCAUUGUCAAUUUCCCCCACAACUCAGUCAAGUUCUGGGUUAUGACAUGUCCCCUCUGUGGCCGCAAUUUCCAGAGUGCUCACGGACUCUAUGGCCACUUGGCGCAGAGUGACGAGGAACAUCUGGCUGUGUUUGGCGGCGAGAAGACCUUCAACAAGGCUGUUGCUAUUUGUGGCACGCGCAUCAUCGAUGCUGAUAAGGCGAGCGCUGAGGCACAUAACAAAGCUGCUAUGAAGAAAUUGAUGGGACGUCCUGGCAAGGACGGUAUCUAAGCAAUGGUAAGCCUUCCUGUAGCUACUCAUAGCUAUCGUUGGAGGUGGACGUUUGUUGAGAGAGGUUCGUUGAUUGGUGUUCGACAGAACCGAGUACAGAAAACAUCCACGGCUAAUGGCGGUGAUAUUGAUUGGACGACGGUAAGCUAACACUC